UUGAGGGUUUAUUUGAUGUAGGGGUUGAAACAUUUCCAGACACAACUUUUAGUUGGGUGGAUGUUAGAGAUGUUGCUGAUGCACAUAUUCAAGGUUUUGAAAAUCCUUCAGCUAAUGGGAGAUACUUAUUAGUUGAAAGAGUUUCACACAUCUCUGAAGCUCUGAAGAUUUUGCGUGGGCUCUACCCUGCUCUUGCCCUUCCUGAAAAAUAUGACGAUAAAAAGACUUCUCAGCCAAACUUUCAAGUAUUGAAUAAGAAAGCAAAAACUCUAGGGAUUAACUUCACUCCUUUCGAGGUGAGCCUAAAGGAUACUGUUGAGAGCUUGAAGGAGAAGAACUUCCUCCGUGUCUAA
Messenger RNA from Ilex paraguariensis (yerba mate), 353 nucleotides. Lineage: Eukaryota; Viridiplantae; Streptophyta; Magnoliopsida; Aquifoliales; Aquifoliaceae. The record is from the annotation of a GenBank genome assembly.